GCUGGGGCGCUGCCUGGGCUGCGGCGGCUGCGCUCGCCCCUUACAGCCGGCGCGCGAGGGUCUCCUCGCACGGAUCGAUGGCAGCCCUGAUGGCAACCCCGGAGGUGCGGAGCUCCCGGGAAGGCCCCGCUCUGCGCCUCCCUCCGGGGGCCCGCCUGGAGGAGGCCGAGGCCGAGGAGGGGGAGGAGGACGAGGACGAGGACGAGGAUGAGGCGGCGGCGGCGGCGCGCAGAGCGCGGAUCUUCGCCCGGGACGCGCGGGUGCGCUUCCUGGGAGGCCGCCUGCAGCAGAUGCUGGGGCUCCCCGAGGAGGGCUGGGCCCGGUUCCUGGAGAGCGAGGACGCCCGGCGGGAGCUGCGCGAGUUUCUGGAGCGCCGCAGCCCCUCCUGCCUGGUGUUCGGCGUCGCGGGCGCGGGGCAGCUCGCGGCCUCCCGGGAGAUUCCAAGGGAUGCAAGACAUAAACUUGUUUAUGUUGCCAAGAAGAUUACUGAAAGCACUGGAAUGAAUAAUUUAUCUCAAAAGAUGUUAUUUGAAGAGAUACCUGCGUCCUCUCUGAGACAUGUGACUGCUUUCCUGGAUGAGAUACUAGUGCCAGUUCUUUCUAAUAAGAACAACCAUACGUCUUGGUCAUAUUUUACUUCACAAGAUAUGGAACGUCACACAGAAGUUAUGAAAAAUAAGAUGCAUAUUUUUAGGGGCAAAAUGUCUAAAAGAACACUUCUUCCAAUUCCGACUAUUGCAGAAAAUAUUGACCUGGAUCAGAAUUACUCCCAUACCAAGCUACCCUCAAGUGAGAGAAGACUACUCCAUGAAAUUGAAUCUGUGGUUAUCAAGUGGUCACACCAAAUCCAAGAAGUUGUAGGAAGAGACUCAGCGCAGCCUUUGCUGAAUGGUCUUCACCUGACUCCUCAAACUGAGCUGGAUUUCUGGGUGAGGAGGAGAGAGAAUCUGUCCUGCACUUAUGAUCAACUUCAAGCUCCUGUUAUCCUCAAGAUGACUGAGAUCCUGAAAAGUAAACAGAGCAGCUAUUUUCCUACUCUAAAGAACAUUUUCCUGGCUGUGGAAGAUGGUAAGAGGAAGGUCCCUCCGCCUGGUAUCAGUGCUCUGUAUAAUUUUGAUCCUUGUUUCAUUUUCAUUAAAUCCAAGGCGAUGGCUUACCUUUCACCUGAAGACCUUUUAAAGGGAGAAAUCGAAGACUCAUUGGAAAAGGUGCAAACAGCCACCAACAUCUUAAAGACUUUCAAAAAUUCAUUUUUCAACUAUAAAAAAGGAUUGGCAAGUUAUUUCACAAGAAAUAAGGAGCUGAGACUCUGGGAUUUUCAGUCUCACCUGGUGUUUUGCAGAUUUGACAAAUUCCUUGACCGUUUAAUGAAAAUAGAGGACAUAUUUGUCACCAUGUUGGAAUUUGAAAAGCUGGAAAGACUAGAAUUUGGUGGUACCAAGGGAGCAAUUCUAAAUGAACAAAUCCUUAAAAUGAGUGAAGAAUUUUUGGAUCUCUGUAAAAAUUUUAAACAGAGCACUUAUGACCCAUCUGAUUACGACAACAUGGAAUUUGAAAAUGACUACGUUGCAUUUAAGUCCAAAAUUUUGGACUUUGAUAGAAGGCUCGGGACAAUUCUUUGUGAAGCUUUCUGUAACUGCCAUGGUUUGGAAGCUGCAUUUAAGCUUUUGACCAUAUUUGGGAAUUUUCUAGAGAAACCAGUUGUCAUGGAAAUUUUCAGCCCACAUUACAGCACACUGGUGAACAUGAUUAAUGCAGAGUUGGACGUGUGUAAGCACUUGUAUAAUGAGCACAUCCAGCAGAUUGAACAUGGACAUGUAGUUCUUAACAAGAAUAUGCCAUAUGCCUCUGGGAAUAUCAAAUGGGCCAAAGAGGUCCUUGGACGCCUUCAAACAUUUUGGUCAAAUUUUGUAUCUCUUCGUUAUCUAUUCUCAGACUAUCCUGAUGAAGCUAUCAUUUAUCAGAAGUACACUGAAAUGACUGCUUUGCUAGACCAAUUUGAAAAUUAUGUCUAUAAUGAAUGGAAAAGUAAUGUGGAUGAAAUCUGUGAAUUCAACUUGAAUCAACCCCUAGCUAAAUUCAGUGCCAUAAAUGGUCUUCUUAGUGUCAACUUUGACCCAAAGCUGGUGGCAGUACUAAGAGAAGUGAAAUACCUUUUGAUGCUCAAGAAACAAGACGUACCAAAAUCAGCUUUAGCCAUCUUCAAGAAAAGGAACACUAUUUUAAAGUACCUUGGUAACCUAGAACUUCUUGUGCGAGGGUACAAUAAGCUGAAACAAAGCCUUCUGGAAGUUGAAUACCCCCUGAUCGAAGAGGAGCUGGCAGCCCUUGACAAGAGGCUGACAGCAGCGACCACAUGGCUGACCUGGCAGGAUGACUGCUGGGGGUAUGUGGAGGAGGUGCUGGCAGCCACAGCUGAGCUCGAGUGCAGGGUUGAGCACACACAGAGCAACGUGCACCGGAUCCAGCAGACCAUGCGUGCCUGGGCUGAGUGUCCGCUCCUCUCCAGGCGGGAGCUACGCAGGGAGGCAGCCUUGACUUUGGAGGACAAGGGCGAUCUAUUUGCUAAGAAAUACAAGUUAAUCCAGGAAGACGGCUGCAAGAUACACUACCUGGUAGAGGAGAACAGGAAGCUCUUCAAAGCCAAUCCUUCUCUGGAUGCCUGGAAAAUUUAUGUAGAAUUCAUUGAUGAUAUUGUUGUGGAAGGCUUUUUCCAGGCUAUCAUGCAUGACUUAGACUUUUUUCUGGCGAAUACAGAGAAGCAAUCAAAGCCUGCACCAUUUCUUCAAGCACAAAUGAUUUUGAUGCCCCCUGAGAUUGUGUUUAAACCUCCCUUAGAAAGAGAGGCUGGAGAUGGUGUCUAUGAUCUGGUGGAAGAGAUGUUGUGCAGUAGUUUCAGAAUGUCUGCCCAGGUGAAGCGAGUAGCAGCACAUCUGGAGAUGGCAAAUUACCAGAAUGAUAUGGAUACCAUGUUAGGCCUGGCAGAGGCCAGGCAGGAGAUAAUGAGCAGAGUGGGUGAUGCCAUCAACAAAGUCUUGGACUUCAGAAAUUCCUUGGAGACCUAUGCUUACCUCUGGGUGGAUGACCGGACGGAGUUCCUGAAGCAUUUUCUCCUGUAUGGUCACACUACAUCAUCUGAGGAAAUGGACGCUCAUGCAAAUGAGGACAUUUGCGAACAGCCACCAACUCUUGAACAAUUUAAAGAACAGAUCGACAUUUAUGAAGCUUUGUAUGUUCAGAUGAGCCAGUUUGAUGACUUCAGAGUCUUCAAUAGUUGGUUCAAGGUGGACAUGAAACACUUCAAAGCAACCCUGCUAAAUGUGAUUAAGAAAUGGAGCUGGAUGUUUCAGGAGCAUCUUUUGAGAUUUGUCAUUGACAGUCUGAAUGAGCUGCAGGAAUUUAUGAAGGACACAGAUGCAGGACUUCAGAGAAAACUGAAUGAAGGAGACCAUGAUGGUUUAGUUGACAUCAUGGGACAUCUGCUAGCUGUAAGAAGCCGACAAAGAGCUACUGAUGAACUCUUUGAACCUCUGAAGGAAACCAUCACACUCCUGGAAAGCUAUGGCCAGAAGAUGCCUGAGCAAGUCUACAUUCAGCUGGAGGAAUUACCUGAAAGAUGGGAAACAACCAAAAAGAUUGCAGCAACAGUUAGACAUGAAGUCUCGCCUCUCCAGAAUGCAGAAGUCAGUCUUCUACGGAAAAAAUGUAUUUUAUUUGAUGAAAAGCAGGCAGAGUUCCGAGAGAGAUUCAGAAGCUGCUCCCCUCUUGGUUUUAAUGCAGAAAACCCAUAUACUGUGCUUGAUAAGGCAAAUCAGGAGCUUGAGGCGUUAGAACAAGAAGUGGAGCAAAUGCAGGACUCUGCUUGCCUCUUCGAAGUGGCUCUGCCAGAGUAUAAACAGAUGAAGCAGUGUCGCAAAGAAAUACAACUACUCAAGGGACUUUGGGAUGUCAUCAUUUAUGUUAGAAGAAGCAUUGAUAAUUGGACUAAAACCCAGUGGAGACAGAUUAAUGUGGAACAGAUGGAUGGAGAACUCCGAAGGUUUGCCAAGGAAAUCUGGUCACUGGAUAAGGCUGUCCGUGUCUGGGAUGCUUAUUCUGGUCUGGAAGGUACUGUAAAGGACAUGAAAACCUUCUUGAGAGCCAUCUCUGAGUUACAGAGCCCAGCCCUCAGGGACAGGCAUUGGCACCAGCUGAUGACGGCCAUUGGGGUCAAAUUUUCAAUAAAUGAAGCCACGACUUUGGCAGAUUUGCUAGCACUGCAGUUGCACCGAGUGGAAGAUGAGGUCCGAAGCACUGUGGACAAAGCCGUGAAAGAACUGGGCACUGAGAAGGUUAUUACUGAAAUCAGCCAGACCUGGGCAACCAUGGAGUUUUCUUAUGAAAUUCACUAUCGAACAAAUAUUCCACUGCUGAAGUCUGAUGAGCACCUUUUUGAAACUCUAGAGCAUAACCAAGUUCAGUUACAAACUGUUCUUCAAAGCAAGUAUGUGGAGUAUUUCAUUGAGCAGGUCUUAAGCUGGCAGAAUAAAUUAAAUCUAGCAGACUCAGUCAUCUUUACGUGGAUGGAAGUCCAGCGCACUUGGUCUCACUUGGAAAGCAUCUUUGUUUGUUCAGAAGAUAUUCAAAUCCAGCUUGUGGAAGAUGCCAGGAGAUUUGAUGGAGUAGAUGCUGAAUUUAAGGAGUUAAUGUUCAAGACAGCCAAAACAAAAAAUGUUCUAGAAGCAACGUGCAGACCUCAUCUCUAUGAAAAACUUAAAGAUUUACAGUACAGGCUUUCUCUUUGUGAAAAAGCUCUUGCGGAAUACCUGGAAACCAAGCGAGUGGCUUUCCCUCGCUUCUACUUCAUCUCCUCUGCUGACCUGCUGGACAUUCUCUCCAAGGGAGCUCAGCCUAAGCAGGUAACACGUCACCUUGCCAAACUCUUUGACAGCAUCGUGGACCUACAAUUUGAAGAUAAUCAGGAUGUCACUGCACACAGAGCAGUUGGAAUGUACAGCAAAGAGAAGGAGCAUGUCGCAUUCCAAGCUGAGUGUGACUGCAUAGGCCACGUGGAAACUUGGCUACUGCAGCUCGAGCAAACUAUGCAAGAAACCGUGCGCUGGUCCAUCACUGAAGCCAUAGCAGCCUAUGAGGAGAAAGCCCGGGAACUGUGGAUUUUCGAUUUCCCAGCUCAGGUAGCACUGACUGGCUCACAGAUAUGGUGGACUACAGAUGUGGGGAUUGCCUUCAGUAGGCUGGAGGAAGGCUACGAAACAGCCCUGAAGGAUUUUCAUAAAAAACAGAUUUCUCAGCUGAAUACACUGAUUACGCUGUUGCUGGGAGAGCUUCCACCUGGUGACAGGCAGAAGAUCAUGACCAUUUGUACCAUCGAUGUCCAUGCCAGAGAUGUGGUGGGAAAACUUAUAUCUCAGAAGGUUGUCAGCCCCCAGGCUUUUGCUUGGUUGUCUCAACUUCGUCACCAGUGGGAGGACACCCAGAAACACUGCUUUGUUAGUAUUUGUGACGCUCAGUUCCAGUACUUCUAUGAAUACUUAGGAAACAGUCCUCGACUCGUGAUCACUCCUCUGACUGACAGGUGUUAUAUUACUUUAACCCAGUCACUUCAUCUGACCAUGAGUGGGGCUCCAGCUGGCCCGGCUGGUACAGGGAAAACGGAAACUACCAAGGAUCUUGGCCGCGCACUUGGCAUGAUGGUUUAUGUGUUCAACUGUUCAGAGCAAAUGGACUACAAAUCCAUAGAAAACAUCUACAAGGGCCUGGCGCAGACUGGGGCCUGGGGCUGCUUUGACGAGUUCAACCGCAUUGCGGUGGAGGUUCUGUCCGUGGUGGCUGUGCAGGUGAAGAUGAUUCAUGAUGCCAUCAGAAAUGGGAAAAAGAGAUUUGUAUUUCUUGGAGAAGCUAUCACAUUGAAGCCAUCAGUUGGAAUAUUUAUUACUAUGAACCCAGGAUAUGCCGGUCGAACUGAAUUGCCAGAGAAUCUCAAAGCUCUUUUCAGACCAUGUGCCAUGGUGGCUCCUGACGUCAAGUUGAUCUGUGAGAUCAUGCUAGUGGCUGAAGGGUUUGUGGAUGCACGCUCGCUGGCCCAGAAGUUCAUCGCGCUGUACACGCUCUGCAGGGAGCUCCUGUCCAAGCAGGAUCACUAUGAUUGGGGGCUUCGUGCUAUUAAAUCAGUCCUGGUGGUCGCUGGCGCCCUGAAACGAGGAGAUAAAAAUCGACCUGAAGAUCAGGUGCUCAUGCGAGCUCUAAGGGACUUCAAUAUGCCUAAAAUAGUGACCGACGACUUCCCAGUGUUUCUGGGCCUGAUUGGCGACCUGUUUCCGGCCCUGGAUGUGCCCCGGAGCAGAAAGCAGCACUUUGAACAGAUGGUCCGGCAGUGCACCCUGGAGCUACGCCUGCAGCCGGAGGAGAGUUUCAUUCUCAAAGUUGUCCAGCUUGAGGAGCUGCUGGCUGUACGGCACUGUGUCUUUGUGGUUGGAAAUGCAGGCACAGGGAAGAGUAAGAUUUUGAGAACACUGAACCGAACAUACGUUCGCAUGCAGCAGAAGCCUGUUUGGAAUGACUUAAACCCUAAGGCUGUGACGACAGACGAACUCUUUGGUUUCAUCCAUCACGCUACCCGGGAAUGGAGAGAUGGUCUGUUCUCUUCUAUUCUACGAGAACAAGCAACUCUUACCCAUGAUGGACCAAAAUGGAUAGUCCUGGAUGGAGAUAUUGACCCCAUGUGGAUUGAAUCACUAAAUACAGUCAUGGAUGAUAAUAAGGUGCUGACCCUGGCCAGCAAUGAGCGGGUGGCCCUCACUCCCUCCAUGCGGCUUCUGUUUGAGAUACAUCACUUGCGGACAGCCACCCCAGCCACUGUCUCCAGAGCUGGUGUCCUGUACGUGAACCCACAGGAUUUGGGCUGGAAUCCGUAUGUGGCCAGUUGGAUUGACCGAAGGCGGCAUCAAUCAGAAAAGGCCAAUUUAACUAUUCUUUUCGAUAAAUACAUUCCUGCAUGUUUGGACAAGCUGAGAACCAGCUUUAAAACCAUCACCUCUAUUCCAGAAAACAGCCUGGUCCAGACUAUUUGCGCUCUUCUGGAUUGUUUGUUGACUCCUGAAAACGUGCCUUCUGACAGCCCAAAAGAAGUUUAUGAAGUCUAUUUUGUCUUUGCCUGUAUCUGGGCAUUUGGAGGCACCCUAGUGCGGGAUCAGCUUUCUGAUUAUCAAGCUGACUUUAGUCGAUGGUGGCAUAAAGAGAUGAAAGCAGUGAAGUUUCCAUCCCAGGGAACAAUUUUUGAUUAUUAUCUGGACCACAAAACUAAGAAAUUCUUGCCUUGGGCUGACAAGAUCCCACCGUUUACUAUGGAUCCAGAUGCUCCUCUACAGAAACUUGAAGUCCUUGAGAAACCUCUAGAGAAAAAAGCUGGUCGUAACUAUGGUCCAGGAGCAAAUAAAAAGCUGAUCUACUUCAUUGAUGACAUGAACAUGCCUGAAGUGGAUUUAUAUGGCACUGUUCAGCCCCACGCUCUGAUUCGGCAGCAUAUUGAUUAUGGACACUGGUAUGACAGGCAGAAAGUGAUGCUUAAAGAAAUCCACAACUGCCAGUACGUGGCCUGCUUGAAUCCCACAGCGGGCAGCUUCACGGUCAGUCCCCGGCUGCAGAGGCAUUUCACAGUGUUCGCAUUCAACUUUCCAUCUUUGGAUGCACUGCACACCAUCUAUGGCCAGGUCUUUAGCGUCCAUGUCCAGCAAGGAGCCUUUGGUCCGUCAGUUCUCAGGAGCGGUCCCGCUCUGAUCCAGGCAGCAGUUGCAUUCCAUCAAAUGAUGACACAGAACUUUGUACCCACAGCUGUCAAAUUCCACUACAUUUUUAAUCUGAGAGACAUAUCAAACCUCUUCCAGGGAAUUUUGUUUGCUUCUCCUGAGUGUUUAAAAGGCCCAAAUGAUUUGAUAUACCUGUGGCUUCAUGAAUCUUCCCGUGUUUAUGGAGACAAACUGGUAGACACAAAAGACUGUGAUCUGUUUCAGAAAAAAUUACGGGAAGCUGCUUAUAAAUAUUUUGAAGGUGUCAACAGUCAUGUGCUACUUCAGCAACCCCUUGUUUACUGCCACUUUGCCAAAGGUGGGCAGGAGCCGUGUUACAUGCCAGUGAAGGACUGGGAGGCACUGAAGAUGAUUCUUACGGAGUCACUAGACAACUACAACGAGCUCAAUGCCGCCAUGCACCUGGUGUUGUUUGAAGAUGCCAUGCAACACGUGUGUCGGAUCAGUCGCAUCCUCAGAAGCCCGCAGGGUCACGCGCUCUUAAUCGGAGUCGGAGGCAGUGGCAAGCAGAGCUUGUCUCGGCUGGCAGUUCAUAUUUGCAGCCUGGAGGUCUUCCAGGUCACCCUGACCGAAGGCUACGGGAUCCAAGACCUGAGGGUAGAUCUUGCCAAUCUGUACAUCAGAGCGGGAGCCAAGAACAUGCCCACUGCGUUCCUGCUGACAGAUGCCCACGUUCUAGAUGAGAGCUUUCUCGUGCUGAUUAAUGACUUGCUGAUGUCAGGAGAAAUCCCGGAUCUGUUCAGUGAGGAAGAUGUGGACAAGAUAGUUUCUGGAGUUCGUAAUGAAGUUCGUGGUCUGGGCAUGGUGAACUCCAGGGAAAAUUGUUGGAAAUUCUUUCUGGCCAGGGUUCGUCUGCAGCUCAAAAUCAUUUUGUGUUUCUCUCCGGUUGGCCACACGCUGCGAGUUAGAGCUCGGAAGUUCCCAGCCAUAGUUAACUGCACGGCCAUUGACUGGUUUCAUGUGUGGCCCCAGGAGGCUCUGGUCUCGGUCAGCAGGAGGUUCAUUGAGGAGACCGAAGGAAUCAAGGCAGAGCACAAAGAUUCAGUUAGCCUCUUCAUGGCUCACGUCCACACCAGUGUAAAUGCAAUGAGCACCAGGUAUUACCAGAACGAGAGAAGAUAUAACUACACCACUCCAAAGAGUUUCCUAGAGCAGAUAUCACUGUUUAAGAACCUGUUGAAGAAGAAACAAAAAGAGGUGGCUCAGAAAAAAGAGCACUUAAUGAAUGGGAUCCAGAAGCUCAAAACCACUGCCUCUCAGGUGGGAGAUCUGAAAGCCAGGCUCGCCGCUCAAGAAGCGGAGCUGCAGCUGAGGAAUCACGAUGCCGAAGCUCUGAUCACAAAGAUCGGGCUUCAGACCGAGAGAGUGAGGCGGGAAAAGGCCAUCGCGGAUGCAGAGGAGCAAAAGGUGUCAGCCAUUCAAACUGAAGUGUCCCAGAAGCAGAGAGAAUGUGAGGCUGACUUAGACAAGGCUGAGCCUGCCCUGGUGGCUGCAAUUGCUGCACUUAAUACACUCAACAGGGUCAACCUCACUGAACUGAAAGCUUUUCCCAACCCCCCCAAUGCAGUCACCAAUGUUACCGCAGCCGUGAUGGUCCUCCUGGCUCCCCGGGGCAGAGUGCCAAAAGACCGAAGUUGGAAAGCAGCUAAGAUCUUCAUGGGAAAGGUUGAUGAUUUUUUGCAAGCUUUAAUUAACUACGACAAAGAGCACAUUCCAGAGAACUGUCUAAAAGUGGUGAAUGAGCAGUAUUUGAAAGACCCAGAGUUCAAUCCAAAUCUAAUUCGGACCAAAUCUUUUGCAGCAGCUGGCCUCUGUGCAUGGGUCAUCAAUAUCAUUAAGUUCUAUGAGGUCUACUGUGACGUGGAGCCAAAACGCCAAGCCUUAGCCCAGGCAAACUUAGACUUGACUGUAGCUACUGAAAAGCUAGCAACCAUCAGGAAAAAACUUGGGGAUCUGGAUCAACACCUUUGCAGACUCACAGCUUCAUUUGAAAAAGCAAUAGCUGAGAAGGUCCGGUGUCAAGAGGAGGUGAACCAAAGCAACAAAACGAUUGAAUUAGCCAAUAGGCUUGUCAGAGAACUUGAGUCAGAGAAGAUCCGCUGGGGUCAGUCUAUCCAGUCCUUCGAGGCUCAGGAGAAGACUCUGUGUGGUGAUGUUCUCCUGACAGCCGCAUUUGUGUCUUACCUCGGUCCCUUCACAAAACAGUACCGCCAGGAGCUGGUGCACUGCAUGUGGAUUCCGUUUCUUCAGCAGAAGGUUUCCAUCCCAAUAACGGGAGGCCUGGACGUGGUUGCCAUGUUGACGGAUGAUGCGACAGUGGCCACCUGGAGUAAUGAGGGGCUGCCCAGUGACAGGAUGUCGACUGAAAACGCCACCAUCCUGACACACUGCGAACGCUGGCCCCUGAUGAUAGAUCCUCAGCAGCAGGGAAUUAAGUGGGUCAAGAACAAGUAUGGAGCUGACCUGAAAGUCACACAUGUAGGCCAGAAAGGGUUUUUGAAUGCCAUUGAAUCUGCUUUGGCUCUGGGGAAUGUCAUCCUAGUGGAAAACCUUGAAGAAACAAUAGAUCCAGUUCUUGACCCACUGCUCGGGAGAAACACAAUUAAAAAAGGAAAGUAUAUCAGGAUUGGAGAUAAAGAAUGUGAGUUUAACAAGAACUUUCGCCUUAUUCUUCACACAAAACUGGCAAAUCCUCACUAUAAGCCGGAACUGCAAGCUCAGACGACCCUCCUCAAUUUCACUGUCACAGAAGACGGCCUGGAAGCCCAGCUGCUGGCACAGGUUGUCAGUAUUGAGAGGCCAGAUUUAGAGAAACUUAAGUUGGCUUUGACAAAGCACCAAAAUGACUUUAAGAUAGAGCUGAAGCUCCUUGAGGACGACCUCCUCCUGCGCCUGUCUGCUGCAGAGGGAAGCUUCCUCGAUGACACGGACCUGGUAGAAAGACUGGAGACAACGAAGUCUACAGCAGCAGAAAUAGAACGCAAGGUGAUUGAAGCCAAAGAAAAUGAAAGAAAAAUCAACGAGGCUCGCGAGUGUUAUAGGCCAGUGGCAGCAAGAGCAUCUCUUCUUUACUUUGUUAUUAAUGACCUCAGAAAUGUCAACCCCAUCUAUCAGUUCUCUUUGAAGGCUUUCAACAUGCUGUUUCACAGAGCGAUCGAGCAGGCGGACAGGGUGGAGGACACGCAGGGGCGCAUCUCUAUCCUGACAGAGAACCUCACACAUACCAUCUUCCUGUACACCAGCCAAGCACUGUUUGAGAAGGACAAGCUCACCUUCCUGUCCCAGAUGGCUUUUCAGGCGGUUGCCCUUAUGGAAGAAUUUCAAGGCUUAGACCGAGAUGUAGAAGGAUCUGCCAAGCAGUGGAGGAAGUGGGUAGAAUCCGAGUGUCCAGAAAAAGAAAAGUUACCACAAGAAUGGAAGAAGAAAACUCUAAUACAGAAGCUGAUCAUUUUGAGAGCAGUGCGCCCUGACAGGAUGACAUAUGCUCUCAGAAAUUUUGUGGAGGAAAAACUGGGCGCAAAGUAUGUGGAGAGGACCAGAUUGGAUUUAGGGAAAGCAUUGGAAGACAGCAGCCCGGCCACCCCAGUAUUCUUCAUCCUGUCUCCAGGGGUGGAUGCCCUCAAAGACCUGGAGAUGCUCGGCAAAAGACUCGGGUUUACAUUUGACUCGGGAAAAUUCCACAAUGUGUCUUUAGGACAAGGUCAGGAAACAGUGGCAGAAAUGGCGCUAGAGAAGGCUUCCAGAGGGGGACACUGGGUCAUAUUGCAAAAUGUCCACUUGGUGGCCAAGUGGUUGGGAACCUUGGAGAAACUCCUUGAAGGAUUCAGCCAAGGAAGCCACGAGGACUACAGGGUGUUCAUGAGUGCCGAGUCUGCACCUACGCCAGAUGAGCAUAUCAUCCCUCAAGGACUCCUGGAAAAUUCCAUUAAGAUUACCAAUGAGCCCCCCACUGGAAUGCUAGCCAAUUUGCAUGCUGCCCUGUACAACUUUGAUCAGGUCCCAUGGGAAGACCUCCGUUACCUCUUUGGUGAGAUCAUGUAUGGGGGCCACAUCACAGAUGGCUGGGAUCGCAGACUGUGCCGGGUGUAUUUGGAAGAAUUCAUGAAUCCAUCUCUGAUUGAAGACGAGCUCAUGCUGGCACCAGGCUUCGCAGCCCCUCCCUACCUGGAUUACUCAGGCUAUCACCAGUACAUAGAGGAGAUGCUGCCUCCAGAGAGCCCCACACUGUACGGCCUCCACCCUAAUGCUGAGAUCGAGUUCCUGACAGUGACGUCCACCACUCUCUUCAGAACUCUGCUGGAGAUGCAGCCCAGGAGCGCACUCAGCAGUGAUGAGCUAGGGCAGUCUACAGAAGACAAGGUUAAGAAUGUCUUGGAUGACAUUUUGGAGAAACUUCCAGAAGAGUUCAACAUGGCAGAAAUAAUGCAAAAGACCUCAAAUAGGAGCCCAUAUGUUCUUGUUUGUUUCCAAGAAUGUGAGAGGAUGAACAUUCUCAUUCGGGAAAUUCGUGUGUCACUGCAACAACUGGACCUUGGAUUAAAGGGGGAGCUGACGGUGUCUCCUGACGUGGAGGCCCAGCAGUCGGCACUGAGUUACGACAGGGUUCCCUGCACCUGGAGCAAGCUGGCUUACCCAUCUACUUACGGCCUUGCUCAAUGGUUUAAUGACCUCCUCUUGCGCUGCAGAGAACUGGACACUUGGACCCAAGACCUAGCCCUUCCAGCUGUGGUGUGGCUUUCCGGCUUCUUCAACCCUCAGUCCUUCUUAACUGCAAUCAUGCAGACUGUGGCUCGGAAAAACGAGUGGCCACUGGACACAAUGUGCCUGACUGUGGAAGUUACCAAAAAAGUGAAGGAAGAUUACAGCCACGCCCCCAGGGAGGGUGCCUAUCUCCAUGGGCUCCGAAUGGAAGGUGCCCGAUGGGACAUCCAGUCCGGAACUAUCGUUGAAGCCCACCUCAAGGAGCUGACGUCCACGAUGCCGGUCAUCUUUGCCAAAGCCAUACCCAUGGACAGACAAGAAACCAAACACACCUAUGAAUGCCCUGUAUACAAAAACAAAACGAGGGGCCCCACCUACAUCUGGACCUUCAGGCUGAGGAGCAGAGAGAAGACGGCCAAGUGGGUGCUGGCAGGGGUGGCUCUGUUGCUGGAGGCCUAAGGCAGCCCUCGGACUGGGACUUAGGUUGCUCCCGCAGCGCACAGUAAGAAUUUCCUAUCAUGUCACACCAUUCCUAUUAAUUUAUGGUACAUAAGGGCAUAAAACAUUCUAGUUUAUGUAAUUUUUUAGUAACUUACACAGGCAUUCAGUUUUUAAAAGUAACAGUGGAGAAUGGGACAGAAAGAAGCAAAUACAGAAGAUAAUACUAGACACCUGUUCAGGAAGUAUGUUCAUUGAUUGUAGCUUUCAUUGAUUGUAACCUAGAGUUCCUCUAGGAAAUCCCAUCUCAACACAAAAAUAUACUAUCUCUCACAUUUUCACCAAGAUUCCACUGAAUCUCAAAAACCGAGCAGCCUGAAGGAAGGGAAAUUUUAGUUCUUAUGGAUAGUAAACAUCAAAAUCUUUUUAAAUUAAAACUUAGCCCUUAAAUUCUUUCAAACUAGAAGCAGCAGGCUCCAGGCAAGUCAUGAAGGGAAAGAUAGGCCCUCCCAGGCCUCCAGUGUGUAUAACAUGACAGUCCACUUUUGUUUAAAUAAAA
Molecule: messenger RNA, 13503 nt
Organism: Octodon degus (degu)
Lineage: Eukaryota; Metazoa; Chordata; Mammalia; Rodentia; Octodontidae
Gene: Dnah11
Product: dynein axonemal heavy chain 11
Exons: 79
Coding region: 78-12965 (4295 amino acids)
Biological process (GO): microtubule-based movement
Cellular component (GO): dynein complex
Molecular function (GO): minus-end-directed microtubule motor activity; dynein light intermediate chain binding; ATP binding
Source: RefSeq, a predicted model, not a curated record